AUGUACUCUAUAGCCAAAAUAAUCAAGAAAACAUAUAAUGAGCAAAUUGGAUUUUCUGCGCGCCAUUGCUUCUCUCUGGAGGAUCUUGUUCGACACGUUGCUUUACCUUCGUUUGUUAAGGUAUGCCGUGGCGAUAUACCUCUCGAUGCUGAAGCUGGAGCAAGACUGACUUGUCAUUUACUGUUAAGGCUAUUUAAGACUGUAGAGUGCCCUCAACCAGGAAUGUACUCAGUGAGCACAUCGCCUCACCCAAUUCCUACCCAGGGCCCUCAAUAUUCCAUAAAACUCAGCUGUGAUAGACAUUUGUUGGCUGCCGCUCACAAAAACAUUAGCGUGGAGCCAAUAUUGGCGGUACUGAAAACCAUAUUGGUUGUCGGUGAUACUACAGCACGUGACGGUGGCAAUUCCAAAAAUAACGGAAAACGAAGCGGACUGUCGACACCCGUACACCCAGGUAGCACCCCGAAAGGACAACUUGGGGCGAGUGAAUUAUCACACAUUUUGGGAACUAGUGAUAUGAGUCUUAUAGGAGCUGCUGAUGACCCUAUGUUGGACUUGACGAUGGUAGAUUUGGAAGCAGGAAAUCGUCAUGCUCAAAGGUCAAUUUUUUUAAUAGAAUUUUAUGAAUGUCCGCUUUUUGUUUGUCUGUGUCGUUGUCGUUUUUGUAAAUAA
Molecule: messenger RNA, 672 nt
Organism: Ctenocephalides felis (cat flea)
Lineage: Eukaryota; Metazoa; Arthropoda; Insecta; Siphonaptera; Pulicidae
Product: mediator of RNA polymerase II transcription subunit 12-like
Exons: 6
Coding region: 1-672 (223 amino acids)
Source: RefSeq, a predicted model, not a curated record